Molecule: messenger RNA, 825 nt
Organism: Parnassius apollo (apollo)
Lineage: Eukaryota; Metazoa; Arthropoda; Insecta; Lepidoptera; Papilionidae
Source: the annotation of a GenBank genome assembly
AUGUGGUGGAAAACGGGUAUCGUUCUUAUCACUAUAGUCUCUAGCUGGGCUUCAGCCGAGUUCGUAAAGCCAGACUUCAUUGAAAAUGUAGUCAAAGAAGUUUCAGCAGGCGAAUCACGCAUAGUGUCUGGUUGGGAGGCAACACCCGGACAACAUCCGCACCAUGCGGCACUCCGCAUGGUCUACCCGCAGGGCUUGGUCAGUGCUUGCGGAGGCUCCAUCGUGCACCGCAACUGGAUGAUUACUGCAGCACAUUGUACCGCUGGAACCAUAACCCUGGUUGUCCGCGCCGGUGUCGUAGAUCUGACUAAACCUGAGUACAUUUUUGAGACUACGGAAUGGUACAACCAUCCCACCUACAACGACCUAGCUCCUAGCGUGGUGCAGCCCAACGACAUUUCUAUCGUGCGUCUUCAACGCCCGGUAGUCUAUUCUGAUAAUUUGCGCGCGAUCCGAAUACAGCCCGCUUCCGAAGCGUACAAUGACUACAUGGGCCAAAUUCUUUAUGCUAGCGGGCAUGGCAGAACCUGGACAGGAGGCAGCAGUCCCGAAGUGUUGAACUGGGUGUACCUGCGCGGUGUAUCGAACCCGUCUUGUGCGACGGUCUUUGGCUCCAUCAUCACCAGUACAACAAUUUGCGCUCAAUUCUUUAACGUCACUUCACAGUCUAUUUGCCAGGGUGACAGCGGUGGUCCCUUAGUCACUUGGGACGCAGACGGCGAUCCCAUCUUGGUUGGAGUAAGCUCUUUCGUAGCUGGUGGCACGUGGGGCUGCCAUUCUGGAUUACCUGGCGGUAAUUUAUUUUUACCAUUGCUUCACAUUUAG